Messenger RNA from Amaranthus tricolor (Joseph's coat), 5177 nucleotides. Its product is annotated as paired amphipathic helix protein Sin3-like 3. NCBI's taxonomy places the organism in Eukaryota, Viridiplantae, Streptophyta, Magnoliopsida, Caryophyllales, Amaranthaceae. The record is from RefSeq and is a predicted model, not a curated record. Gene Ontology annotation, molecular function: transcription corepressor activity. The transcript is spliced from 24 exons. Bases 360 to 4472 code for a protein of 1370 amino acids. Gene Ontology annotation, biological process: negative regulation of transcription by RNA polymerase II. Gene Ontology annotation, cellular component: histone deacetylase complex; chromatin.
ACAAACAUUAGGAUGUAGCUUCUUCUCUCAACACCCAAAACCAAAACCAAAAUCAACCUUCACAAUUCACAGAGCUCAAAAAUCUCUCUCCGCCUUUCUUCACCCUCUCUCUUAAACUCUUAUUUCUUCCCUCUAAUUUGUACUGUUUCUCCCAUUUUCAACCUAAAUUCAAACUAUUAUAAGUCUUUCUACCACUUUUUCUUCCUUGUCUUUCGAUGUUUUUUGUGAGUUGAAAGUUUGUAGAUAUUUCGUCUCCAACGAAAAGGAUAACAAGAAAUUUUCAUUUUCCGGUGAUUACAGCUGUAUGAUGUGUUGAAAUCAAGAGGGAAGGAUUUUUAAGGUAAUUUAUGUUUUAAGCGAUGAAGAGGUCUAGAGAUGACGUUUACACGGGGACUCAAGUCAAACGGCCUCAACCUGCUAAUUCGUUCCGUGGUGAAACUUCUGGGCAGCCUCAAAUGGUUGGAGGUGGCGGAAGUGGUGCGGCUGCGCCACAAAGGUUAACGACUAAUGAUGCCCUAGCUUAUCUGAAGGCAGUUAAGGAAAUGUUUCAAGAUAAAAAAGAGAAAUACGAAGAGUUUUUGGAAGUUAUGAAGGAUUUCAAAGCUCAGAGGAUUGAUACCACAGGUGUAAUUGCAAGAGUUAAAGAAUUGUUCAAAGGGCAUCGCAACUUAAUUCUAGGGUUUAAUACCUUUUUGCCUAAAGGUUAUGAAAUUACCCUUCCUCCCGAGGAUGAUCCUCCUGCAAAGAAGCCGGUUGAAUUUGAGGAAGCGAUUAGUUUUGUCAACAAAAUUAAGGCGCGUUUCCAAGGUGAUGAUCGUGUUUACAAGUCAUUUCUUGACAUUCUAAACAUGUAUCGGAAAGAAAACAAGACCAUUAGUGAGGUCUACCAGGAGGUGGCUACGCUCUUCCAAGACCAUCGAGACCUUCUUGAGGAAUUUGCUCAUUUUCUUCCUGAUACUUCAGCAGCAGCACCAGGUCAACAUGGACCUGGUAGAAAUUCUAUUUUGCGGGACAGGAUGCCUAGUACAAAGCCGAUGCAUUUUGACAAGAAGGACCAGGAUAUCAACGUUGGUUGCUCUGAUCUCGACAAUGAUAAACUGAUGGAAGUAGAGCGAGAGCAAAGGAGAAGGGUUGACAAAGAACGAGACAAAAAAGAUGUUGUACACAGGGAUGAAGACUCUGUUACAGACCAAGGUGCUGAAAACUGUGGACCGCGUGUUCCUGGGUCUUAUGAUGAUAAGAAUUCUCUAAAAAGUAUGUACAGCCAAGAAUUUGCAUUUUGUGAAAAAGUCAAGGAGACAUUGCAUAGUCCUGAGGAUUAUCAGGAAUUUUUAAAAUGUCUUCACAUAUAUAGCAGGGAUAUUAUCACAAGACAAGAAUUGCAUUCUUUGGUGGGUGAAAUACUUGGAACAUAUCUCAUGGAGGGAUUUGAUGAGUUCUUGACACGUAGUGAGAAAAUUGAUGGUUUUCUUGGUAGCGUUAUAAGUAAAAAAUCUUUGUGGCCAGAAUCUCUGUCCAGCGACGGUCCAUCAAAAUCAGUGAAAGCUGAGGAUAGGGAUCAAGGAGAAAUUGGAAGAUAUGAUAGGGAUAGAGAUCGCGAAAGCAGAGAAAGGGAUCGCACUGAUAGAAGUGCUCUUUAUGGGAACAAAGAAGUUGCAAACCUGAGGAUGUCUUUAAAUUCGAACAAGGACAAGUAUAUAGGAAAACCUAUACAAGAGCUUGACCUCUCCAAUUGUGAACGCUGCACGCCUAGUUAUCGACUUCUUCCCAAGAAUUAUCCCAUACCUAUGGCAAGCCACAGAACAGAUCUUGGAGCUAAAGUGUUGAAUGAUCAUUGGGUCUCUGUCACUUCUGGAAGUGAGGAUUAUUCAUUUAAACACAUGCGGAAAAAUCAGUAUGAGGAGAGCCUUUUCCGAUGCGAAGAUGACAGGUUUGAGCUAGACAUGCUGUUGGAGUCUGUGAAUAUUACAAUUAAGCGUGUGGAGGACAUUUUGGAUAAAAUCAACUCCAACAUAAUUAAAACAGAAAAUCCUAUUCGGAUAGAGGAUCACUUUACAUCUAUAAAUUUAAGAUGCAUAGAACGAUUGUAUGGGGACCAUGGUCUUGAUGUCAUGGACGUGUUGAGAAAAAAUGCAAUUCUUGCUUUGCCUGUUAUAUUGACUCGUUUGAAACAAAAACAAGAAGAGUGGGCCAGAUGCCGAGCUGAUUUCAAUAAGGUGUGGGCUGAAAUAUAUGCUAAAAAUUAUCACAAAUCACUUGAUCAUCGUAGCUUUUACUUCAAGCAGCAUGACACAAAGAGCUUGAGUACAAAAGCUUUAUUGGCAGAGGUUAAAGAGAUCAGUGAGCAGAAAGGCAAAGAGGAUGAUGUACUUGCUGUUGCCGCUGGAAACAAACGAACCAUCGUUUCCCAUAUGGAAUUUGAGUACCCUGAUGCAGAAAUACAUGAAGAUUUGUAUCAACUCAUGAAAUAUUCCUGUGGUGAAGUUUGUACGGCUGAACAGGUUGAUAAAGUGAUGAAAAUCUGGACAACUUUUCUCGAACCCAUGCUUGGUGUGCCUGCUCGAGCUCAUGGUGCAGAAGACUCUGAAGAUGCUGUGAGAGUCAAGGAGGAUAUCAGAGCCGAAGACCCUGCUACUGGUGAGAGUGAUAGAAGCCCUGAUGGUUCUGCUGCUAUUCACAAACAUGAAGGUAGUCCACCGGAACAAUCCAGUUCUGGCAAUCAUGCGAAAGAUAAUGGAUAUCCUGAUGGCAGUAGCAAUGCCCUGCAUCAAGGUAGAACACAGAGUAACAGCAACAUGGUUGAUCAGAUAUCUAGUCUAGGAAAACAACCCACUUCCAAUGAACAAUUAAGCACUACUCGUGCGUCUCUUCCAUAUGGAGUUGAGCAAUUUCAUGGAAGAAACGUUGAAAACUCUUCAGGUCAUAUUGCUACACUAUCAAGAGUUGGAAAUACGGCAGAUGACAUUGGUCUUGAGUCGAGAUCUAAUGGUGGAAAUUUGACUUCAAUGGAGGUUGCUGAUUCUUCUAAGCCACUUACCACAUCAAAUGGAGUGCCAGGAGCCAACAAAGAUGUUAAAUACUGUGAAUUGUCUAAUGGACAUACUAAGGCUGAAAGAGAGGAGGGUGAGUUGUCUCCAAAUGGAGAUUUUGAGGAAGAUAAUUUUGCACUUUAUGGAAAUGCGGCAACAGAGCCUGCUAAUAAGCCAAAUGACGGUGCUUCAAAUGCACCACGUCCAAGCAGACAGAGACGUGAGGCACAUGAUGGUGAGGCUGGAGGUGAAAAUGAUGUAGAUGUUGAUGAUGAAGGCGAGGAAAGUGCUCACAGGUCAUCUGAGGACAGUGAGAAUGUUUCAGAGAAUGGGGAUGUUUCCCCCAGUGAAUCUGGUGAGAGAGAGGAUUGCUCUCCUGAUCAAGAUGAAGUAGAACAUGAUGAGAAUGAUAACAAGGCAGAGAGUGAAGGUGAGGCUGAAGGAAUGGCAGAUGCACAAGAUGGAGAUGGGACAUCAUUGCCUCCCUCAGAACGCUUUCUGCAAACAGUGAAGCCUCUUGUAAAGCAUGUACCUACAGCUUUAAACGAAAGAACAAAGAGUUCCCGCAUCUUCUAUGGCAAUGAUUCCUUUUAUGUGCUCUUUAGACUACAUCAAACUCUGUACGAUAGAAUACAAUCGGCGAAGAUUAACUCGUCUUCUGGUGACAGGAAAUGGAAAUGUUCACUUGAAACAGUUCCGACUGACCUGUAUUCAAGGUUUAUGAAUGCACUAUAUAGUUUGGUUGAUGGUUCAUCUGACAAUACUAAAUUUGAGGAUGAUUGCCGAGCAAUUGUUGGUACCCAGUCAUAUCUUCUGUUCACUUUAGACAAACUCAUAUACAAGCUUGUCAAACAGCUUCAAAUAUUGGCCACUGAGGAAAUGGACAACAAGCUUCUUCAGUUAUAUGCAUAUGAAAGCUCUAGAAAACCAGAGCGAUUCUUGGAUGUCGUUUAUCACGAAAAUGCUCGUGUUUUACUUCAUGAGGAGAACAUAUACCGCAUUGAAUGCUCAUCCUCACCGACUCGCUUGUCUAUUCAAUUAAUGGAGAAAGGGCAUGAAAAACCUGAAGUUUCAGCUGUGUCAUUGGACCCCACUUUUUCAGCCUAUCUACAUAAUGAAUUCCUCUCAGUCGUCCCAGAUAAGAAAGAGAAGACUGGGAUUUUUCUAAAGAGGAGUAAACGCCAGCAUACUAGUGGAGAUGAAAUCUCCAGUGCUUCCUUUGUCAUGGAAGGAGUUCAAGUUGUCAAUGGUUUAGAGUGCAAGAUAGCUUGCAAUUCGUCCAAGGUGUAUUAUGUAUUAGACACUGAAGAUUUCUUUUACCGGAAGAUAAGAAAUAGGAGAACUUUGCGUGUGAGCAGUGCUUGCAAUGACCAGGCGAAGUCACAAAAGGGCUCUUCUCGCAGAUUAGAUCCUUUUAGCAGAUUGCUUUCGAGCUCACAAUGAUGCAUAGCAAUGUGACCCUUAGAUUUGUUGGUCAAGGUGUAGAUUGAUGCAUUUUUCACUGCUGUAUCGAUGGUUGUCAUGCUCAUGCCAAUAUCACUUGAGACAUUAUGGUACUUUUAUGAGAUGCAUGCGUUGCUCACUUAACUCUCGCAAUGCUGUGGGGGUUGCUAAAGCAAGGCUUACUGUUGCUGGUGAACAAAUUUUCAUGUAUCAGAAAAUGAGUAAGCUACAUUUCCUACUCCAUAGGAAUUUUUAUUUAAUGCCUGCACUAUUUAUGAAGGAUAUAAUAAUUUAAGCAAACCGAUACUAGUUAUGAGAAUAUGGUGAAGAAAGUAAUAUAGUCGUCAUUUCUAUAUGGAACAGUGAAAGGGAAAAAGAAAGCAAUAGAGUUUCUACUUGGCUACUUGCUAGUUUGUUGUAGACGUAUUCCCUACAAAUUCCUUCCUUCCAACUGAAUAAAGGGAACGAUAAUUGGCGAUAGUGCAGUAUAAUGUAUGUUUGUUGCAAUUGUACCACAAUCUGUGUAAAUAUAGCUAAUAUCAUUUCAUUCAUUUACAUUACUGAUCAAUUUUAGUUCCAUCCUAUAUCCCUUUUUGGUCAUUUCCUUUUUUGCCUUGUCAGGUUUGUAAGUUCAUAUGAAUAUUGUCAAUAUUUGCAGCCAUGCUGCCAAUUUAGUAAAGGAAUUAAUUGAAGUUUUUUCUUUCA